Molecule: messenger RNA, 600 nt
Organism: Syzygium oleosum
Lineage: Eukaryota; Viridiplantae; Streptophyta; Magnoliopsida; Myrtales; Myrtaceae
Product: formin-like protein 14
Exons: 2
Coding region: 1-600 (199 amino acids)
Source: RefSeq, a predicted model, not a curated record
AUGCUGGCUCCGGAAACCACCGGUGAAAAGCGGAAGGCCGGUCGCAGCGGCUGGGUCCCGAGACCCCCUCCGCCUCCUCCUCCGCCCUCCCGCCUCUCGCCUCCGUUCUCCGCUCUCCGGCCUCCGCCUCCCCUCCCGCCUCCGCCUCGUCGCCUCAGCCUCGCGGCCUCCGCCCUCUCACCUUCCGACUUCGUCCUCCCGCCUCCGUCCUCCCUCCUCCGUCCUCCCGCCUCCCCCUCUCGGCCUCCGCCUCGUCGCCUCCCCCUUGCGGCCUUCGCCUCAACCUCGUGGCCUCCGCCCUCCCGCGCCCGUCCUACCGCCUCCGCCAGCCUCGCGGCCUCCGCCUCCGCCGUCCCACCUUCCGCCUUCGUCCUCCCGCCUCCGCCUCCGCCUCCUUCUCCGCCCUCCCGCCUCGUCGCCUCCCCCUCGCGGCCUCCGCCUCGUCGCCUAAGCCUCGCGGCCUCCACCUCCGCCCUCCCGACCCCGUCCUUCCGCCUCCACCUCAGCCUCGUGGCCUCCGCUGGAGAAAAGUCGCCUCGGCCCUCCCGCUUCCACCUCCGCAAUCAGUCAAUUUUUUUUUUGUUGGUGUUAAAGGUUUGA